UAUAUAUUGAAGUAAUCAAAGUUGAGGUAUACAUCGGAUAAAACGAUAAGUGAAGGAGACGCCGCCGCAAAUGAGAGGUGGUUCUUCUCUUGCUGGUGGAAGUAACAAACCAGAACGACGAAGAAGAAACUCAACAUCGCCAUUGAAGGAUCGAACCAAAACAACUUCAACAAACUUGUCAUCUUCAUCCAAACGAAGCUCUUCACCCUCUGCUACUACUCUCCUCGAUGAUGACCCAACCACUGUUCUCUUUGAUGAAUACACUAACCCUAACCCUCGAAGCUUCCCUCACAGUGUUAAGCAGAAAUGUUGGGAAAAAGCUGAUAAGGUUAAGGGACGGGACCCAGAUCGAUGGCGUAGGGACCCACUUGGGAACCUUAUCUUUCGGAAGCUUGUAGGUUGUCCUGGUUGUUUGUGUCAUGACUAUGAUCACAUUGUUCCUUACUCUAAGGGGGGCCAAAGCACAUUGGAAAACUGUCAAGUAUUACAGGCAACAGUUAAUCGAUCAAAGGGUAAUCGAACAGAUAUCUCCAAAUCUGAUCUUAUUCAGAAGAGUUCUUAUUGCAGGGUUUCAGAUCGUGAUAUGGAUCUUCUGGAAUUGUCUGCUUUUGGCAAUGUUCGACGUGGACAAGAUACUGGAGGAUGUAGAAUUCAAUAAAGAAAAUGAACAUUUUAUAAAUAUUAAUUUAUUGUGUGGUUGAUUUCCACAUGGAGUUGAAUGAUGACAUUUUUUGGAGCUUCAUCUGUGCGACUGCAAAGAUAGCGAUGGCAUUUUCAUCUCUAAAGUUGAUGUAUUUGUUAGCAAUAGGCCUCUUAUCACUAGGACUUGUUGGAAGGAAGCAUAGAAAUCAAAUUAGUGUUGAAGCAGAAGUUAUGUAAUAUUAGUAUGCACUAGGCAGUACAUUUUAUUAUUCUUAAAUGUUGUCUGUGCAUUAACUGCUAUGUAACUGUUGUAGGAAGUCAUAAACUGUUGUUGGAA
This is a messenger RNA of Medicago truncatula (barrel medic), 979 nucleotides long. RefSeq lists its product as uncharacterized. The transcript has 4 exons. Gene Ontology annotation, molecular function: endonuclease activity; zinc ion binding; nucleic acid binding. The record is from RefSeq and is a predicted model, not a curated record. The coding region runs from base 71 to 658 and encodes 195 amino acids. NCBI's taxonomy places the organism in Eukaryota, Viridiplantae, Streptophyta, Magnoliopsida, Fabales, Fabaceae.